AUGAAAGUCUGUGCUCCUUUCACUGUUGUCUUGGCUCUGACUCUGAGCAGUGACUGUGCAAGGAUGCACUACAAAUCUGGGGCAGGAAGAGGCUCAAAACAUGAGUUCGCUCACCCACAAGUGUUUACAGAGGAUGGAAAUUUAUGCAAAUUUCCUUUCCGGUAUGGUGGAAGAUUUUAUCACUCGUGUUUAUCAAAUCUAUUCUCCCAAAAGAAAUGGUGUUCAACAACACAUAACUAUGACCGGGACAGGAGCUGGGGACACUGUGUUUUGCUGUCCAAAGACCACUCAGAUCUCUGUGCAAACAACCCUUGCCAAAAUGGAGGGACCUGUUCUCUCACUCAUGGCCAUAGGAUGUACCACUGUACCUGUCCUGAGGAAUUCACGGGCAAGGACUGUCAAAUGAAGAAAUGUUUUGACAACAGUCUCUACGAGUUCUUUGAUGUGGGCAUGAGCUGGUCAAGAGUCCAAGAAGGAGCCGUGGAGCAGUGCAUGUGUGUGAACAGCCAGAUCGAAUGCGAGAGUGUCGAAUACAAAAGUUGUGUUCAUGAUCCUUGCUUGAAUGGUGGAGAAUGUAAAAUGGUUACUUUCACCGGGAAAAUAGUAUGUGAUUGCAAAGGAAAUUAUGCAGGAAGGUACUGCAAUAUUGUUCCUAGCCAUCAGUGCUAUGUUGGCAACGGCACGGAAUACAGAGGUAUGGCAAAGACGACCAUUUCUGGACACAGCUGCUUGCCUUGGGAUUCAGACUUGCUUUACCAAGAGCUUCAUGUCGACAGUGUUGAGAAGGCAAUACAGCUUGGCUUGGGGCCGUUCUCUUACUGCAG
This is a messenger RNA of Pelecanus crispus (Dalmatian pelican), 824 nucleotides long. The record is from RefSeq and is a predicted model, not a curated record. Lineage: Eukaryota; Metazoa; Chordata; Aves; Pelecaniformes; Pelecanidae.